GUUAGUUUGUGUGAUACCGCAAACCAAAGGUGCCAGUAUUGGUUCGGACAGCGGGCCUGUGCAGCCGACAGUGUUUUGAUGACAUUCAUCAGUAUUAUUAGCUAAGCUUAAGCCAAUUAGCCGCCUACGGCUCGGAAGCAAGUCGUUAACACGGGGCCGCAUCGUCUGUGGACAAUGAGAAAGAUCGCUGUGCUGCUGAUUGUGCUGCUCGGUGUUGCACAUUUUGCAACUGUCAGCAGAUGCGAAGAUGAUGUCACGGAGGAAAAAGAGGAGGUUGAUGAAGAGGAUAGUGACGAUGAGGAUGAUGAAGAGGACGAAGUUGAUGACACAGAAGUGAAAGACGAGAACGGGGUGCUGAUUCUCAAUGACAAGAACUUUGAAACGUUCAUGGAGGGGAAAGACACGGUCUUAGUUGAGUUCUACGCUCCAUGGUGUGGCCACUGCAAACAGUUUGCUCCAGAGUAUGAAAAGAUUGCCAAGACACUCAAAGAGAAUGACCCUCCUAUACCUGUGGCCAAAGUGGAUGCAACGGUAGCCACAGACCUGGCAAGCAGGUUUGAUGUAUCGGGCUAUCCCACCAUCAAGAUCCUUAAAAAAGGGGAGCCCGUGGACUACGAUGGAGACAGGACAGAGAAGGCUAUUGUGGAUCGGGUGCAAGAGGUGGCUCAGCCAGACUGGAAGCUCCCACCUGAGGCAACGCUGGUGCUGACCAAAGACAACUUUGAUGAGACUGUUAAUAACGCAGACAUCAUCCUGGUGGAGUUCUAUGCCCCAUGGUGUGGACAUUGUAAGCGUUUAGCACCGGAGUAUGAGAAGGCAGCCAAAGAGCUGAGCCAGCGCUCUCCUCCCAUUCCUCUGGCCAAGGUGGACGCCACUGUAGAGAAUGAAGUGGCCUCACGCUUUGGAGUGACCGGCUAUCCCACACUGAAGAUCUUUAGGAAGGGCAAGGUGUUUGAUUACAACGGACCCAGAGAGAAGUAUGGCAUUGUUGACUACAUGGCUGAGCAGGCAGGGCCUCCUUCCAAACAAGUCCAGGCUGUAAAACAGGUGCAGGAACUCAUCAAGGAUGGUGAUGAUGCUGUCAUAGUUGGAGUGUUCUCCAGUGAAGAGGAUGCAGCCUAUGAGAUCUACAUUGAGGCUUGUCAUGCACUGAGGGAAGAUUUCACAUUCCGUCACACUUUUAGCUCUGAAGUGGCCAAACUGCUCAAAGUGUCUUCUGGUCAGAUUGUCGUUGUUCAUCCUGAAAGGUUCCGUUCUAAGUAUGAGCCAGCAUCUCACACCCUCACAGUGAAGGACUCUACAUCAGUGUCAGAUGUGCAGGAGUUCUUCAAAAAGCAUACAGUUCCCCUAGUGGGCCACAGGAAACCAAGCAAUGAUGCCAAGCGCUACACCAAACGACCUCUGGUGGUUGUUUAUUAUGGAGUUGACUUUAGCUUUGACUACAGAAAAACUACACAGUUUUGGAGGUCCAAAGUGCUCGACGUAGCCAAAGACUUCCCAGAAUACGCAUUCGCCAUCGCUGAUGAGGAGGACUACGCAGAGGAGCUCAAGGGCCUGGGCCUGAGCGAGAGCGGAGAGGAAGUUAACGUGGGUAUUCUGGCAGAUGGAGGCAAAAAGUUUGCUAUGGAUCCAGAGGAGUUUGACUCCGAGGUGCUGCGAGACUUUGUAAUAGCUUUUAAGAAAGGGAAGGUCAAACCCAUCAUUAAGUCUCAGCCAGUGCCAAAAAGCAACAAAGGACCAGUUAAGGUAGUAGUCGGAAAGACUUUUGAUGAGAUCGUCUUGGACACCCAGAAGGACGUCCUAAUUGAGUUUUAUGCUCCCUGGUGCGGCCACUGUAAGAAACUAGAGCCCGAUUACUUGGCUCUGGCCAAAAAAUACAAAGCCGAGAAGAACCUGGUGAUUGCGAAGAUGGACGCCACAGCUAACGACGUGCCGAACGAGAGCUACAAAGUGGAGGGUUUCCCUACCAUAUACUUCGCCCCAAGCAACAGCAAGCAGAGCCCUGUCAAACUGGAAGGUGGAGACAGAACAGUGGAGGGUCUCAGCAAAUUCUUGGAGAAACAUGCCACAAAAUUAUCACAGAAGAGAGACGAACUUUGAAAGUAUUUCUUGUUAUGAACAUUUCAUGUACUCAGAGUCUCGGACACUGAGGAGGUGAAGGGAAUGCAGUCGAUCUGUGUUACUGAGUUGCUGUGAUGAUUACAGUGUUCACCCUUUGUUUUACUCUGUUCAUUCCAAGUGAUUCAGCUUUUUGUUGUUUCUAAAAAAAAAAAGCAUGUUGGCACUGUUGGGUAAUAUCUUUUUAAAUAAAAUUCAAAAUGAUGGAG
Messenger RNA from Betta splendens (Siamese fighting fish), 2327 nucleotides. RefSeq names its product protein disulfide isomerase family A, member 4 (gene pdia4). Gene Ontology annotation, molecular function: protein disulfide isomerase activity. The coding region runs from base 175 to 2100 and encodes 641 amino acids. Gene Ontology annotation, biological process: protein folding; response to endoplasmic reticulum stress. The record is from RefSeq and is a predicted model, not a curated record. The transcript is spliced from 10 exons. Gene Ontology annotation, cellular component: endoplasmic reticulum; endoplasmic reticulum lumen; cell surface. Lineage: Eukaryota; Metazoa; Chordata; Actinopteri; Anabantiformes; Osphronemidae.